Brassica oleracea var. oleracea is the source of this 3211-nucleotide messenger RNA. Its product is annotated as leucine-rich repeat receptor-like tyrosine-protein kinase PXC3. NCBI's taxonomy places the organism in Eukaryota, Viridiplantae, Streptophyta, Magnoliopsida, Brassicales, Brassicaceae. Gene Ontology annotation, biological process: protein phosphorylation; hormone-mediated signaling pathway. Gene Ontology annotation, molecular function: protein kinase activity; ATP binding; protein binding. Bases 408 to 3077 code for a protein of 889 amino acids. Gene Ontology annotation, cellular component: plasma membrane. The transcript is spliced from 2 exons. The record is from RefSeq and is a predicted model, not a curated record.
UGCUUUGGUGGAUUCUCUCUCUUCCUCUCUCUCUGUCUCUGAAGUGAGGAUCUUUGUUUGGUUCUGCAAUCAUAAUUUUCGUGAUAUAUAUUUAAAAAAAACACGAAAUGCAUUCUCUUCUCUCUGUGUACGCAUAGACCUUAACCCUAUGAUCAGUCUUUGCUCUCUGAUUGAUGUUUCCUUUCUUUCAUCUCCCUAAAAACAUGGUCUUUGCUCUCUCUGUCUUGUCUCCAAACCACGCUCAAAAGCACUUCUUUUUCUUACAAAUCUGACAUGGGUUUUGUCCGGAAACUGCUAAAGACAGUUCCUUUCACUCCAAAACCAAACCUUUAAUGGCGAAAAGAUCAAAACUUUUCCUUUGUGUGUUUCUCUGAAGAAGAGUGUGUGAUUGAUUUUAAUUCUAAAAAAUGGCGUUCUGGUUCUUGUCAGCUCUUCUGAUUGUUGGGUUCUUAUCAAAAUCUAAUCUUGUCGAAGCUCAGCUAAGCGAUGAAGCCGCAUUGUUAGCUAUUCAUAGAGAGCUUAGUGUUCCUGGAUGGAGUGACAACGGCACAGACUAUUGUAAUUGGGUUAGGCUCAAGUGCGGUGGUGCCAACAACUCGUUCGUCGAAAUGCUUGACCUCUCAGGGCUUCAUCUCAAAGGUAACGCCACUCUAAUCUCUGACCUUACGAGGUUAAAGCAUCUAGAUCUCUCCGGUAACAGCUUCACCGGACCAGUUCCUGCCUCCUUUGGCGACUUGUCUGAGCUUCAGUUUCUUGAUUUGUCUUUAAACCGUUUUGUCGGAAGAAUCCCAGUUGAGUUUGGUAGCCUUAGAGGUCUUAAGUCACUCAACGUCUCUAAUAACUUGCUUGUGGGAGAGAUACCUGAUGAGCUUAUGAUGUUAGAGAGGCUAGAGGAGUUUCAAGUCUCUGGAAACGGCUUAAACGGUUCUAUACCUCAAUGGAUAGGGAAUUUGAGUAACCUUAGAGUGUUUACAGCUUAUGAGAAUGAGUUGGUUGGGGAGAUACCUAAAGGGUUAGGUUUGGUUUCUGAGCUGGAGCUGUUGAAUCUUCACUCAAACAAGCUUGAAGGGAAGAUUCCAAAGGAGGUUUUUGAGAAAGGGAAGCUGAAAGUUUUGGUCUUGACACAGAAUAGAUUCACCGGUGAGAUCCCCGAAGAGGUGGGAAUCUGCAGUGACCUCUCCAGCGUUAGAAUUGGGAACAACGAGCUUGUGGGAGCCAUUCCGAGGGCUAUUGGUAACGUUAGUGGACUUACUUACUUCGAAGCAGAUAAUAACAGUCUCUCAGGUGAGAUUGUUGCAGAGUUCUCAAAGUGUUCUAACCUCACUCUGCUGAAUCUAGCAGCUAAUGGGUUUGCUGGAGCCAUCCCAGCAGAGCUUGGUCAGCUCAUGAAUCUUCAAGAGCUGAUUCUCUCUGGUAAUAGUCUCUUUGGUGAAGUCCCUAAAUCGUUUCUUGGGUUAGGAAACCUCAACAAGCUUGAUUUGAGCAACAACAGACUCAACGGCACUAUCCCUAAGGAGCUUUGCAGCAUGCCUAGGCUUCAGUAUCUGGUUCUUGAUCAAAACUCCAUAAGAGGAGAGAUCCCACAUGAGAUUGGAAACUGUGUGAAGCUGCUUGAGCUUCAGCUGGGUCGAAACUACUUGACUGGAACCAUUCCUCCUGAGAUUGGUCGGUUGAGGAGUCUGCAGAUAGCGCUUAACUUGAGUUUCAACCAUCUUCAUGGAUCAUUGCCUUCAGAGCUAGGAAGGCUUGACAAGCUUGUGUCAUUGGAUGUGUCCAACAAUAUGCUUACAGGCUCCAUACCGCAACAGCUAAAAGGUAUGAUGAGUUUGUUUGAGGUUAAUUUCUCAAACAACCUCUUGAGCGGACCAGUUCCAGUCUUUGUCCCCUUUCAAAAGUCUCCAAACUCGAGCUUUUCGGGGAACAAAGAGCUUUGUGGAUCGCCGUUGAGCUCUUCCUGUGGAUAUUCUAUUGAGCAUUUGAGGUACAAUCACAGAGUCUCCUACAGGGUUGUGCUUGCAGUGAUUGGUUCAGGUGUUGCCGUCUUUGUCUCAGUCUCCGUGGUGGUUCUUCUCUUCAUGAUGAGGGAGAAACAAGAGAAAGCAGCGGCGAAAAACAUCGAUGUUGAAGAAAACGUCGAGGAUGAGCAGCCGGAGAUUAUAGCUGGAAACGUCUUCCUUGAGAAUCUCAAGCAAGGGAUUGAUCUUGAUGCAGUUGUGAAAGCAACGAUGAAGGAGACAAACAAACUCAGCACUGGAACUUUCAGUUCGGUUUAUAAAGCCGUUAUGCCUUCAGGGAUGGUUCUCUCUGUGAAGAAGCUCAAGUCUAUGGACAGAGCCAUAACUAAUCAUCAAAACAAAAUGAUCAGAGAACUUGAAAGACUCAGCAAACUUUGCCAUGACCAUUUGGUUACACCGAUUGGGUUUGUUAUAUAUGAAGAUGUUGCUCUCUUGUUGCAUCAGCAUUUGCCUAAUGGUAACUUAGCUCAGCUGAUUCAUGAGUCUGCUAAGAAGCCAGAGUACCAACCUGACUGGCCGAUGAGGCUGUCGAUAGCCGUUGGAGUAGCUGAAGGCUUAGCGUUUCUUCACCAUGUCGCUAUUAUUCACCUUGAUGUUUCCUCUAGCAAUGUGUUGCUAGACUCUGGUUACAAACCAGUGCUUGGGGAAAUCGAAAUAUCGAAGCUUUUGGAUCCGUCCAGAGGGACAGCGAGUAUUAGCUCAGUUGCUGGCUCCUUUGGCUACAUUCCUCCAGAGUAUGCAUACACAAUGCAAGUGACUGCACCGGGGAAUGUAUACAGCUACGGAGUGGUGUUGCUAGAGAUUCUAACCUCAAGAGCGCCGGUGGAGGAAGAGUUUGGUGAAGGAGUAGAUUUGGUGAAAUGGGUCCAUGGAGCUUCAGGGAGAGGAGAGACACCGGAGCAGAUACUUGAUGCCAAGCUUAGCACCGUGUCGUUUGCUUGGAGGAGAGAGAUGCUUGCAGCUCUGAAAGUUGCGUUGCUUUGCACAGACAUCACACCUGCAAAAAGGCCAAAGAUGAAGAAAGUAGUUGAAAUGCUUCAAGAGGUUAAGCUAAGCAAAUGAGAGAGUGAAUAUAAUGAUGCAUAGUUCCCUUUGUUACAUUUCCUAUUUGUUAGCUUCUCUUAUGGGUAUUAAAUAGUCUUAUGAUGAACUGCAAUCUUUAUUUGCUUAUCUAAUUGCACAAAUUAGUAAUUGGA